CGCGACUGCACUGACACACCAACUCGUGAGUGCAAGAAAGUGUCGGACUUGCCGAUAAGAAAGCCCGAACAGUCCGAAGGCUCUGAUUCUGGAGACCCGAAACCUACAAAACCAAAAAGCUAUAAAAUUUUAUCACACAAAAAGCCUUCAUCAGAGAAAGUAUACGAGGCAGGUUCAAGUGCAGGCAAUCAACCGAGUGAUGUUCUUGAAAUUCCUGACGCCGUUGUCUGUAUUGAAGAAAACUUAGCACUGGAGGAAAGCGAUGUGAUGUGUGUAGAGAAUAUUUCUAAGACUUCAAGCGAUGAUGUUUCGAUGAGCACUACAGCAGAGAAGAUGAAGGAUGUUGCUCAAGAAACAUCCCCAGCCUUGAAUGAUGACGAUGGUCUCAGUACAGAUCGUGAAACGAAUGUUGCUACUGAAAAGACGACCACUAAUACCGAUAAAGAAAAUUAUGAUUUGGACGAUAAUUAUCACGUACAAAACCUUCUUCUUAAUGUUGAUGAAGGUAAGGCCGCCGAUGUUGCUGACGAAGAUGUUACUGAUCCUACGCCUGAUAGAGAUAAGACGAUUUGUACAGACGAUGCUACGAAUUCCCUAAUACAUGUUACUGAUCCCACAUCUGAUCUAGAUUCAAAUAUUUAUAAUAAUGAGACGACAAAUAGCGUAAAAGAAGAUGAAGAAGUUGCUGUUCCAUCGUCAAUUAUAGAUUCAAGUAUUGAUAAAGAGGAUGGGACGGAUACCAUAAGAGAUAUUUCCUCACCUGAUGAUAUAGAUCCCAAUAUUGUUAAUAAUGAGACAACUAUUACCACAAACAAAGAUAAGGUUUCUGAGCACAAAUCUGACCUAGAUCUGAUUGUUGUUAAUGAGGCAACGAAGACAGCAAGCGAAGAUUUUACCGAUCCCUCCACAGUUCUAGAUGAGAGUAUUGCCAAUGAUGAGGAAACAAAUACUAUGAACGAAGAAGACGCUACGGUAAGAGAAGAAGAUGAAUCAAUUAUUACAACAUACGAAGAUAUUAGCGUUCCCUCACCAGAUGCAAAUGCUGGCGGUGACUCUAAUGCAGCUUAUGGAGUAAUUGAUCAGUUAAUUCUCGAGACUGUCAGGCCAAUGGAGAUCUCGUGUGUUGACGAAGUAACCGAAACUGUAAAAGAUCGUCUGGAAGUGGAAGGAACUGAUGCCAAUGCAGCUGAACUGGAAGAAGAUCGGGCGUUUUUGCGGUGCUACAUCGCGGAGGCGGCAACGCGUCUGCAGGAGAAGGCAGAACUUCGCGCCACAAACUCCGCUGCUGCUAAGGAGCGCUCUGAGCUACCAACCGGCAAGCUUGACUCCAGUCUCAAGAAAAACACCGCAUUCAUCAAGAAACUUCGUAACUUCACCGAGUCUCAGUACCAGAGCCUGAGCAAGGAAGCUCUCUCACUGAACUUGUCCCGCUAUAUCGGCGAGGCGGCGAACGCGUUACUCGAGUGCCGACUUAAGAUGACUGAUGUGCACGCGUGUGUGCUGCUGUGUUCUGCGCUGCACCAGCGAUACGCUGAAUUCUCACCGGCUCUCUUAUCUGGCUUCUCUAAAGUUCUGAAAGAAAAGCCUAAUGAGAAGGUGAGCAACCUGAGCAAGCUGCGCGUGGACCUCCGCUUCUUCGCUGAGCUCACCGCCGUCGCCGUGUUCUCGCAGAAGGAGGGCCUGCCGCUGCUAGAAGGUGCAAUGGAAGAGGAGGUCCCGCGCAGCAACUUCCUCUCUACCGACCGACAGAAGAACGUGCGGCAGCUCAUGCGUGACUACUACAUGUCGCUCUCCCAGCACGUCGUACUCCAGUAUAAGUUGAUCCAGCGCGAGGAGCGCCACAACAGACGGCUGCUGGAGACGCGUGGCGAGGUGGAGGAGGCGCGUAUGGCGGCGGUGGCCACGGAGGUGGCGGUGCUGGAGAAGCUGCAGCAGCAUGCCGCCGCAAUGGCCGACUAUCUUCAGGAGCAGCUCCCACAACUACCACAACUUCCUAAAGAUGGUCGGGAUGAGGAAGAAGGCGGGCUUGUGCUGGACGAGGGCGGCACAAUAGGCAGCGCGGCAGCUGUAAACGUCGGCCACGUCUGGGAGGAUGAAGAUGACAAGGCCUUCUACACCAGCCUGCCUGAGCUUAAGGCCCUCCUGCCAUCCAUUCUCUAUGCAGAGUCGGAGAAAACACAGCCGCCAAGCGAUGAGAGCCAUAAAGACGCUGAGAAGCUUGGCGACGAGGAUGAACUCUUGGAUACUGAAGAAGAAGAAGUGGUUGAUGCCAGCGAAGCUGCUGAGAAAGAAGAAGAAGAGGAGAAAAAUGAAAAUGAAAACGACGAGAAAGGUGGGACAAUUUCGAACAAGGCGGCCUCCCAGAGAUUGCUCUUCCAAGACUUCCUGAACACCUUGCCCAAGUGUAUCAACAGAGAGCUUAUUGAUAACCUCGCUUUAGAAUUUUGCCUUCAGUUCAACACGAAACCUCUAAGGAGAAAACUGGCCAGGGCUUUGUUUCUGGUACCGCGUCACCGUCAGGAUUUGCUGCCGUUCUACGGCCGUCUUGUGGCCGCCCUUAAGCCGCUCAUGCCGGACCUGGCCCACGAUCUCAUAGAGAGACUCAAGAUGGACUUCAGAUACCAGCUCAGGAAAAAGGACCAAAUCAACUUGGAUAGCAAGCUGAAGGUGUGUCGCUUUAUUGGCGAGCUGCUGAAGUUCGGCAUCCUCCCGGCGUCUGAUGGCCUGCAGUGUCUGCGUGUGCUGCUGGCAGACUUCAAGUAUCAUCAUGUCGACAUGGUCUGUGCGCUACUGGAAACCGCCGGUCGCUACCUCUUUAGAACUCCUGCCACGCACCACCGCACCAAAGUUCUGCUCGAACAGAUGAUGCGGAAAAAGACUGCACUCUCAUUUGAGCCUCGAUACGAUACGAUGAUCACCAACGCGUAUUACUACGUGAACCCGCCGGAGCGCAGUCAACUGGCGGCGGUGGCGCCCCUGCCGCCCAUGCAGCAGUACAUUAAGCACCUCAUCAUCGAGCGUCUCAACAAGUCCUCGGUUGAGAAAGUUCUUCGACUGUUAAGGAAGCUGGACUGGAAGGACCGCGAGACAGCGGACUAUUGCCUGCGCCGCCUCUCUUCUCCCUGGGAAGUCAAGUUCCUGAACAUACGCUGCCUCGCUAACCUCGUCAGCGGCCUCGUCCUAUAUCACGACUGGAUAGCUCCUGCGGUCGUAGACAACGUGAUGGAGGACAUCAGAAUUGGUCUUGAAAGCAACAGGCCUAGUCUCAACCAGCACAGAAUUGCUUCAGCCAAAUACCUCGCUGAACUUUACAACUAUAAGGUCAUCGAAAGUGCCAUCAUCUUCAAGGUCCUCUACUGCCUGAUCAGUUUCGGCGCGGGUGUUAGCAGCGAGGAGCUGCAGCAGGAGCUUGAUCCUCCAGAGCAGCUACUGCGCCUGCGCCUCGUGGUUACCAUCCUGGACACGUGCGGGGCCUUCUUCAGCUCAGGACACAGCAAGAGAAAACUCGACUGCUUUAUUACCUAUUUCCAGUAUUAUUACCACUACAAGAGGUUGCUGUGGUAUGCCAGCGACAGCUUCCCGGCGGAGUACGACCAGGUUGUGCGCGAGUGUCUAUCCGCCCUGCGUCCAUCUCUCGUACUUUUCGACAGCUUCGAGCAAGCGGCCGAGGCGCUCACUGUUCUUAACCAGCAGCUUGUGAGCAAAGCUCUCAUGCAAGCGCCUGAGCUUCGUGAGUUCUUCCCUGACCAAGGAGACAGCUCAGGACUCCCCACCAUCGCUGAGCAUGCAGAUGAUGUGGACGACGAUGAUGACGAAGAUGAUCGGGAUCGUGGCUACGAAGACGAAGAACGCGACGACGGCGCGGGUGCCACGCUCAGUGACGGCGACGAGGAAGACGAGUCUCAACGAACACAGGUAGGAAUUUUCCAGCCCUAAACUACAAGAGCAGUCCUAUCAAAAAUAGUUAAAUAGUUUAAAAUUUUGCCCGCUAUUCACUAACGGCAUUCCGAGUUGAGCCCCUCAAAUAGAGACCAAAAAUCGGCUGCUACUUGUACUUAGGCCGCUACUUGU
Molecule: messenger RNA, 4071 nt
Organism: Hyalella azteca
Lineage: Eukaryota; Metazoa; Arthropoda; Malacostraca; Amphipoda; Hyalellidae
Product: regulator of nonsense transcripts 2
Biological process (GO): nuclear-transcribed mRNA catabolic process, nonsense-mediated decay
Cellular component (GO): exon-exon junction complex; cytoplasm
Molecular function (GO): RNA binding; protein binding
Source: RefSeq, a predicted model, not a curated record